AUGGCCGUACAAUCGGCCGCAAAGCCCAUAAACACACAGGAAAUCACCGACAAGGCUCGCCGGGAGCUGCUACUGCUGCUCGAAGCCGUGAGAGGCAAGAAGAAUCUGGUCAUUGAGAAGUCCUUGGCUGGCACCAUCGGCCUCAUUGUCAAGUUCAGCACUCUGCAGGAGUACGGCGUUGACAAGCCUUUCUUCCUCGAGAACCACAAUGUCGACUCCAGCCAGCGAAAUAUCGUUUUCAUGGUACGAGGAGAGAAUGCGAAGAAGAUUCGCAUGGUAGCUGAGCAGAUCAAGCUGGUCCGAAGCACAAGUCAGAUAGACCAUGUUUUCACCAUAAUCUGGGUGCCACGCCGGACUCUCGUCAGCAAUCUGAUUCUCGAGGAACAUGGCGUCUUGGGAGAGGCGAAUAUCACCGAGUUCGCGCUCAACUUUGUGCCUCUCGAGCCAGACGUACUAUCUCUAGAACUCGAAGACGCCUUCAGCAGUCUCAGCCUGAGAAAGGAUCCCACCAGCAUCUUCGCGUCUGCAAAGGCGUUGAUGCUGAUGCAGAAACAGUAUGGUCUCUUUCCAAGGAUUCUCGGCAAGGGCGACAAUGCUAAACGACUGGCGGAAUUACUCCAGCGCAUGCGACAAGAAGAAGACGUGAAUGCAUCGGCAGAUCCCAGCAAUACCUACCUUUCUGGCUUUGGUCUCACCCCGAGCGCUUUGAUAGAGAAUCUCAUCAUCAUCGAUCGCGAUGUAGAUUUUCCCACCGUGCUCUCUACGCAAUUGACGUAUGAAGGUCUUGUGGACGAAGUCUGGGGAAUCAGCAAUAAUAAUACCGAAGUCGACUCCUCAAUACUGGGCGGGGCACCUGCGACACAAUCACAGCAGACCGGCUCUACUACCACGCCCACCGCAGCUACCAAGCGCAAGGUCAUUUUAGACUCCAGCGAUAAGCUGUAUCCAGAUUUGCGCGAUGCCAAUUUCGCAACCGUUGGACCAGCUUUGAAUCGCAUAGCGCGGCGUUUGGCUUCGGAUAGCGAAAGCAUGCACAACAAAGACCAAACGGUUGCAGAUCUCAAGAAUGUUGUUGCCAAGCUCCCAUCAUACCAAGCAGAAUCUGCGGCCCUCAAGGUCCAUACCAGUUUGGCAGAAGAAAUCCUGAAGACGACGCGUAGCGAGAGCUUUGGUCGCAUGCUCGAAGUUCAACAGAACCUCCUCGCAGGAACCGAUCCGAGCAGUCUACACGAGAACAUCGAAGAGCUCAUCGCUCGAGAUGCACCUUUAUCAACCGUCCUCCGGCUCCUCUGCCUCGAAAGCUGUCUCACCAACGGCAUCCGCCAACGAGACCUCGACACCUUCAAACGCCACAUCCUCCAAGCCUAUGGCUACCAACAUACCCUAACCCUCACCAACCUCGAAAAAAUGUCCUUGCUCAUUCCCCGAGAAUCCCACAGAGGCUACUUAAACCCCAUAGCAGGAUCCCUCGGCCAAACAUCCACCGACUGGUCAUCAAUCCGCAAAACUCUCCAACUCUGGACCGACGAAGUGCAAGAAGCCGAUCCAACAGACACAGCCUACGUCUUCAGCGGCUACGCACCUUUAAGCGUCCGAUUAGUCCAGAGCAUUCUCCAAAAAUCCUACCUCCAAACCCUUGUGAAUCCCGGUAAGCAACAGGCCCCCGUUCCUGGACCUACCGGCACCGGCUGGAAAGGUUUCGAGGAUACCUUGUCGAGAAUCCGGGGAGCCACGGUCGACGUGACCCAAAAAGGUAGCGACGCAGAUGCGUCGCAUGCGCGGAAGAUCCUGCGAGGAAGUAAGGAGGGUCCCAAGACCACGGUUGUGUUUUAUUUGGGAGGUGUAACGUAUGCUGAGAUUGCCGCUUUGAGGUUGGUGAGUAGGCAGUUGGAGGAGAGUGGAAGUGGGAGGAAAUUGGUGAUUGCUACGACUGGGAUUCUUGGGGGGAAGAGAGCGGUGGAUGUGGCGAUUGAGAAGCGGACGUUUGCAGCGUGA
Pseudocercospora fijiensis CIRAD86 is the source of this 1995-nucleotide messenger RNA. RefSeq lists its product as uncharacterized. Lineage: Eukaryota; Fungi; Ascomycota; Dothideomycetes; Mycosphaerellales; Mycosphaerellaceae. The coding region runs from base 1 to 1995 and encodes 664 amino acids. Gene Ontology annotation, cellular component: fungal-type vacuole; CORVET complex. The record is from RefSeq and is a predicted model, not a curated record. The transcript has 3 exons. Gene Ontology annotation, biological process: intracellular protein transport; vesicle-mediated transport.